GGAAGGAGCGGAAGAGUCCAAGAACCCCAAUCCCAAGCUCCAACCGGAACGAGUCCUCAUUCCCCUCUGUCUGUCCCCCCUCGAACCCUCCGCCGGCCGCCCCGGGAGCAGCAGCAGCAGGCACCGCGCGGCUGGCUGGGCGCCGGAGGCCGUGACGGCGGCCGGACGCUUCGCCGUGAAGAACCGAUCGAUUCUUCCCGCCGGCCUCGGCCGGAGACCUCACGCACGCGGAGAAGAUGACAUUUUGAUCACUACUCACCUUUCACAGUGGUCGACAAGAACUCUGUGCCGAUUGUUUUCUCAAUCUAGAAGAAAUUUAGUGCGAUAUGCCAAGAUCCAACUCAGACAGGGAUGAUAUCUUCUUCGAUGCAUUUGAUGAUAUUAGUUCAGCAAGGGAGCCUUCAUCAUCAGAUGAUUGUAGUACGAGUGGCGACGGAUUGUCACCAAGGGAAUUCGAGUACGACAUUUGGGCAAAUGAGCCAAUGAGUGUUAAAGAAAGGCGGCAAAGAUUCCUUGAGGGAAUGGGAUUGGAUGACUUAGGUUCCACUAAAGUGGAUCUUUCUCAAUGCCAGGCAGAGAUCACAACUGCUGACACUAGUGCUGACUUGCAGGAAAGGACUAUUAUGAGUGACAUGUCUUCUUUGGGUUCAUCUAUACCUGAGAAUGAAUCAGCAUUUGAUGCCGCCUGUUGUAUAAGGGAUCUGGAUAGUGGAAAGAGAUAUGUAGUUCAUAAUGGCGGGCAUGACGGACUAACUAGCUUUCUCAAGGAUGUUGCAACAGAUAAGGUGUUGUCUCUUCUGGAGUUUGAAAGCUUAGUUGGCGUUUCUCGAUCUGUUCAAAAGUUAUUACGAAGAGCAUAUUGUCAGAGUCCUGCACUGGCAGCAGAGACAAAAGAGGCUAUUGGUGGUAAGAAAAAGGAUAUCAAAAGCUUGUGCAAAAACUUGAUGAAGAAGAGGAGUUUCGGUGGAAUGUGCAAGACUGAUGUCCAUGUAAAAAGCUGCACGACAAGUAUACCAUCCAGAACAAAAGUUCAGCACCGAAAGAAGAAGAAUGCGGAAUUCUCUGCCGUCUAUAUGGCUCAAGAAAUCCGGGCGCACAACGGUUUAAUUAGAGUGAUGAAGUUUAGUCCGUCUGGCUGGUAUUUAGCAAGUGGUGGUGAGGACUGUGUUGUGAGAAUAUGGCAGAUUACAGAAGUGGAUGCACAUUCUAAAAUGUAUGGGGGAGAGAACCACCCUCAUGAGCAUGUAGAGAAAAUCAAAAUCCUUAAGCCGAAGCUAGCAGAGGGGCAGAGCCGUGCACUUGCAGUUAUGCCAAGCAAGGGUUUUCACAUUACAGAGAGCCCAUUACAUGAGUUACAUGGCCAUACAGGUGAUGUCCUGGAUAUGACCUGGUCGAAUUCAGAUUGUCUGUUGACCUCAUCAAAAGAUAAGACAGUCAGGUUGUGGAAAGUUGGCUCAGAUGUUUGUCUUGGAGUAUUCAGACACAAAGACUACGUGACGUGCGUUCAGUUCAAUCCAACUGACGAAAGAUACUUCAUCAGUGGUUCAAUAGAUGGUAAAGUUCGCAUUUGGGAUGUUCUAGACAAGCGGGUUGUCAACUGGGCUGAUACCAGGAAUGUCAUAUCUGCUGUUAGUUACCAACCAGAUGGAAAGAAUUUUGUUGUUGGCACGACUGGAGGAGUUUGUCGCUUCUAUGAUCAGUCAGGUGAAGACAUCCAACUAGACAAAGAAUUGUUCAUGCAAGGGAAAAAGAAAUCUGCUGCCAGUCGGAUCAAGAGUCUACAGUUAUGUACAAGUGAUUCCCCUAGAUUCCUAGUUACAUCAACAGAUUCCAAGAUUCGAGUUGCUGAUGGUGUUGAUAUCGUCCAAAAGUUUAAAGGGCCUUGGAAGUCAAAGGCUCUUUCAUCGCCAUCACUAACAUCAGAUGGCAGAUAUCUUAUAUCCACCGGCAUGGACUCCAAUGUCUACAUAUGGAAUUUUGACAACUCAAGCAGCGCCUCACAGAAAGGCGAAGCCAAAUCGGUUCGAUCAUGCGAAAUGUUCUUCUCCAAGGACGUGACAACCGCGGUGCCAUGGCCGGGAGUGCAUCCAGACAGGCAUGUCAAGCUGGCCCGCUUGACCGAGAAAUCUGCCAGCGUGUCGCCUUUACGCCGUCAUGGAGGAGAAAGCCGUUCCCCUGGGACAUGGUUCUUCGCCGACGGUAUGAGGGGGUCUGUGACGUGGCCAGAGGAGAAGCUCACUUCGGCGAAGCCUGUCAAUGGGCCCCGGCUGGCUGACUGUCUCUCGGCGAUAUCGGCUGCCUGGAAUAUGGUGAUAGUGACAGCAAGUCACGGCGGAGUGAUCCGGUCCUUCCACAACUACGGCUUGCCUGUGACAUUGUGAGGCUGUAAGCUUUGGUUAUUAGCUUCCUCUACUGACGACCUUGAGUUGUUUUUUUGUUCUUCCUCCGGAAAUGUUGGGAAUGUGGUGGAAGAGAGGUUGGUAUAGCACCAAGAAAAGAGGGAAUGUUGUACCACGGGGGUCCCUAGCUUCUGAAAAGGAGAUUAUUCAGUGGAGAUGCUUGCUUUUGUCUGCAAGCUCUCUCUUUUUUUCUUCUUCACGAAAAGGCCUCAAAAUUGUUGCUCCGGUUUUUUGUUGAUAGUUACUUGUAGCAUUUCCAUCUGUUGUGACUAUAGAGAUUUACUAUCUCUCUACGAGGUAACUAGCAUAUGUAACCCUGUUGAAGCUGUUUCGAAAGAUGGUGGGUAAAAUCCUUCUGUGUAUUUCA
This is a messenger RNA of Triticum dicoccoides, 2766 nucleotides long. RefSeq names its product WD repeat-containing protein YMR102C-like. Gene Ontology annotation, molecular function: protein binding. The transcript has 8 exons. Bases 327 to 2381 code for a protein of 684 amino acids. NCBI's taxonomy places the organism in Eukaryota, Viridiplantae, Streptophyta, Magnoliopsida, Poales, Poaceae. The record is from RefSeq and is a predicted model, not a curated record.